AUGACAUUGCCUCUUCUGCCACAAAACUUAAUCAUGGAGGGUUUUGAAAGCAUUAAACGUAUGUACCGUGAAAAUGAGCUGUUAAGUUUAGGCGACAAUGGAGGACAAUUUAAUCAACUUUUUGAUUAUUAUCGGUCGACAUGGCUACAAGGAGUUAAUGCAGAUAUGUUAUCGGUGAAUGAAACAGUUUGGCGCACCAAUAAUGUACUGGAAGUCAGUCAUCAACACUUACUUUUGCAUAUGGGAAACAGACACCACCCAGAACCGUGGAUAUUUCUGAAAGGACUAAUUACAUACUCAAGAGGUAUACUAAUAGACUAUACUGCGGUAACUGAUGGUGAACAAAUAAGAGAGCCGCAACGGCAGGUAUGGAUAGACAACCAAAGGCGUCUAGAUUUGGCAAUGAGACUGCUAAAUGAAGGGCGGUAUUCUAUAUUGGAGUUUCUUGUCUGUUCACGACAUGCAACAGCAAAUUUUGGUGUCUUACGACCUCAACCACUUCAAAUUCAACCAGUGAAUGACCCACAACCUCAACCACUUCAUAUAGAACCUGCGAUUAAUGUACCACGUCCUCCAUCUCCAAUUUUGUUUGAGUUACCGCCUCAUCCAUCACGGGAAGAAAUUCUUGCAAGAUUAUUGCCUGCGCGGAUACGACAACCUGUUCCUGCAAAUCUUUUUGAUGUAUCAUCUGAUUCCGAUGAUAAUGAUGAAAAUGUUAUAGCUGUUAUACCACGGGCUAACCAAAUUGAAAACGAAGACUUUAAUAUUUUAGAAAACUCUGAUUCAAACGAUGAGGAAAAUGUGAUGGCUAGGUCACAGGCUAUUAGACCACAUACAAAUUGGAUCCAUGGUGAAGAUCUGACUAUCACCCCAAUAGUUGAGAGCCAGUGCUACAUAUGUAUAUUUUCGCCGCCAACAGUAAUUGUUUUACCAUGUAUGCAUCAAGGUCUAUGUGAGCCUUGCUUCACAAGCUAUUCUACAAUGGCUCCAUAUAGCCGUCAACCCUAUUACAGAUGUCCACUGUGCAGAGGACAAGUUGAAAGCUAUUUAGCUAUACAAUAA
Molecule: messenger RNA, 1062 nt
Organism: Macrosiphum euphorbiae (potato aphid)
Lineage: Eukaryota; Metazoa; Arthropoda; Insecta; Hemiptera; Aphididae
Source: the annotation of a GenBank genome assembly